AAAACUAAGGUGUGUCUUAUACUCCAAAAAUACGCUUGUUGCUGCUCUUCAGAGAGGGAAUUCUCCAUCUGUCAUGGCCUCAACCUCACUGGAACCGCCUGAGAGAAAAGAUGAUUUUUGUGACCAGUGUAGUAAAUAUUUGACAGAUCCAAUAUCCAUAGAAUGUGGUCACACCUUCUGUCGACCUUGCAUCACUGAGCAUUAUCGGGAACGGAAAAAGGAAGGUCUUUUCUUCUGUCCUGUUUGCGAAGAGCCGAUCCCUGAAGGAAGACUACGGCGAAUCCUGCAGCAGCCCGGUGUGGAGGACAGACCCAGGUUACUUCCAGAAAAGACAUUUGUUUGUCCGAAACACAAAAUGGUACUAGAUCUGUUUUGUCAAGAAGACGAGAAGCUGAUAUGUGCCGUUUGUCAGAAGGCAAUGGAACAUAAAACUCACACUGUGAUUUCUCCCAAACAAGCUGCCCAACCAUUAAAGGACCAGAUACGGAGCCGGAUUAUACUUCUGGAGGAAAAGAAAGAUAUAAUGGAAAGUCAUCCUUCAGAUGCAGAAAAGGAAAUUGCUGAGCUGCUUGGACAAAUGGAAGAAGAGAAGGAGAAGUUAGACAACGUGUUCAAACAACUACACGAUUUUCUACGUAAACAGGAAAAACAAUUACAGAACCGAAUGAAAAUGGUGGAGAAGGAUAUUCAAAAAACCAAGGUGGAAUACUUGGAGGGACUUUCAAAGGAACGCAAUGUGCUUAAAAGUAUCAUCCGGGAGAUGCAGGAGGUGCGUGAGCUGCCAGCUGUGGAAUUCUUAAUGGAUUUUAAAGCCAACAUGCAAAGGUAUGACAAAGCGCUUGAAAACUCCGUUGUUUUUCCUCUGGAGCUGAAAUGGAGGUCCUGGGAUUUCUGUGAUAUCAAUCCGUUUCUGGAAAAUUCUGGAAAUAUAUUCAAUGAGUCUCUGAUGACUGGACUUCAGCUGCAGAAAGCACAUGUAUUUCUGGACCCAGACACAGCUCACCCUCGUCUCAUUUUGGCAGACGACUGUAAAAGCCUGAAAAUGGGCGAAUUUUAUCAACCUCUAGCCAAAACCCCAGAAAGAUUUGAUGAAUGGCCUUUUGUGUUGGCCUGUUCAGGGUUCACUACCGGCAGGCAUUUCUGGGAAGUCACUGUGGGGACAGAAGACACCUGGGGCGUAGGAGUUGCCCGAAAGUCUGUGAGGAGAAAAGGAGACAUUGAAUUUUGUCCAGAAGAAGGGUUCUGGGCCGUGGGGAAGUGGGAUGGCAACUACACGGCGUACAACCCUCCCUUUUAUACUCCUUUGACUUUGCGUAGGAUGCCCAAGAAGAUCAGAAUAGUUCUGAACUACGAAGGGGGAUGGGUGACUUUUUUUGAUGCCGAUACAGGAGCUCCUCUCUUUGCAUUUUCUCCACCCCCCUUCAUUGGAGAGGUGAUCAUUCCCUUAUUUUAUGUCUUUGGAAACGCUCGCCUUUCCAUCGCGCAUUAAGGCUGUUAUGCCGGCAUCUCAGUCAGUCUUGGUUGUAGUGUUUGUCAAGUGUGGAAAAAUAAUCAAGACGAAACAAGAAACAAAUGAGGAUCUAAGGUGGCUUCCCUCCAGUCUUGGUCCCUCUAGGCAGCUUUUCCAAGUCAACGUGAUUGUUUUCCACCCUGCCUUCUGGAGUCCCAGCACCUAUGAAGAAGGUCAAGAAGGAAAAUGCGAAUUGAACAGGACCUCUGACAGCUCUGUCAAACUUCCAUUAACUUUCAGACAGAUUAAUAGCUACCGUAUUUUUUGGAUUAUAAGACGCACCUGACUAUAAGAUGCAUCUGAAUUUAGAAGAGGGAAACAACAACAGGAAAGGUUUUUGGCCUCCGUGCCCCCCAUUUUUGGCCCUUUUGGGCGGCCUUUUUCUGCCCCUUUCCAGCCUUUUUU
Molecule: messenger RNA, 1915 nt
Organism: Thamnophis sirtalis
Lineage: Eukaryota; Metazoa; Chordata; Lepidosauria; Squamata; Natricidae
Source: RefSeq, a predicted model, not a curated record